Molecule: messenger RNA, 2227 nt
Organism: Funneliformis caledonium
Lineage: Eukaryota; Fungi; Glomeromycota; Glomeromycetes; Glomerales; Glomeraceae
Source: the annotation of a GenBank genome assembly
AGGUGAAGUAGAUUGGAGGGAAUGCGUACUGCGUGGAAGUGUUAUCGUACCACUAAAUAUUAGUCUUGAUGGAAUAAUACAGACCAAUUUGUUAACAUAUAAAAAUGGGAUGGGGGUGGGCGCUAUUACUAUUAGAGAAGAUCCUGAGGGCGAGGUUGAACGAAUUGCUUUAUAUAAUUGGGUCGAACAAACCGCUCUUCCCGCCAAAGAUCGGGAAAAAGUAUUUACCAUUAAGCAGGCAUCAAAGCUUCUACCUAUAGGCACUAAACUUGCAAUCAAAAAUCCCUACUAUCAAGUUGCCUCUAGUUUUGACACCUUAAUUCAUACAGAUGGUCCCAGUAUUACCACCGAUUUUGACUCAAUUAUUCGCUCAGAUAACCCCAAAGACGUCAUUGUAAUCAAUCAAGAUAAUGAGCUGUUUAAUAAAAUAAAGUGGUCCAAGGAUCUGGGAAAAAGAAAGAAUGACAAUGGUAAAAAUGAGUUAUCAGUUGAUGACGAGAAGAAGCUUGGGACCGCUGAUGACUUCCGUCAGAGCGGGAAUCAAUAUUUUAUUUCAAAUGAUUUUGCCGCAGCCGUUGACGAAUAUUCGAGUGGUAUCGAACUAGAGCCACAUAACGUCACUUUGCUUGCCAACCGCGCAGAGGCUUAUUUGAGGUUGGGUCGAUUUGAAAAAGCUCUCACAGAUGUAGAAAUCACUCUCAAUCGUGAACCCGAUCAUUUGAAAGCAGCUGUUCGCAAAGGCAAAGCUCUGAUUGGUCUCAUACGUUAUCAAGAAGCCAUAAUCACACUUAAAGAUGUGAAUCUAAUGAUGCAAACAAGCACCAAUAAUGAUGAGAUUUUAAUUACUUCCAUUAAGCAAAGCGCUAAAGAAUUGUUAAAACGUGCGGAAAUGUUUGAUUCUGAAAACCGGUAUGGACGAUAUGAUUACAAAAGUAUCAUUGAUGAGUUUUGCGAAAAGGUUGCAAUUAAAAGCAAUAAUCAAGACAAUGAUGAUUGGGUUUGUGGAACAGGGCCAAGAUUAGACCAUGCCGAAUAUUUGAUUGAUGAUAUCGAGAUUCGUCCCGUGGAAAAUAAAGGAAGAGGAUGGAUUGCCAAGCGGGACAUUCCUGAAGAUACUCUUUUAAUGGUUUCCAAGGCAUUCAAAGUUGUGUAUGGUAAUGAAGCUCCUUUAAGUUUUAGAAGUAUUGAUUUUACACCUGGAACCGAAUCCAUGAAUACGGCAACGCAUUCAGAAUUAGCGAGCCGCAUUGCCCAGGAACUCAUAGCAGAACCGGAACUUUUCCGGGAAGUGUAUCAGCUUUAUGCUGGUCCGGAUAUGGUUCCCAUGGAAAAUCUCGACCAAGACUCGUUAAAUUCGGUGGAUACUAGAAGAAUUGAAAAAAUUGUUAAAUACAACUUUUUCGAACCAAUGGAUGAAUGGAAUGUUUUAUGUCGUGCUGGAGAAGAUAGUCGAUUAACCAAAGAUUUCGGAGCGGGAUUAUGGAUCUUGCCAUCUUAUUUCAACCACUCAUGUGUUGAUAAAAAUAUUCAAAAGCUAAUUAUUGGAGACAUGAUGUUUUUAAGAUCUUUACGACCGAUUUUGAAAGACGAGGAGUUAAUUUUAGAGUAUUGUUCACCAUCGAGAACAUAUGAAAAGCGAUCUUCGAAACUUAAGUCAUAUGGUGUAAAUUGUCAAUGUCGACUUUGCGAAUUGGAUAGAUCUGAAUCAAAACAAGUUAAACUUCGACGGGACGAAAUCUCCGUAAUUUAUGAAAAUUAUCUCGGUCCUCAGGUGAAAUCAACGCUCCAUAGCCCUUAUUUUGAUCCUUCUCUCGUCAAUGAAUUAACAAAUUUGAUCGCUGAAUCACACGAGCUACGAAAAGAUCAUCCAGACCUAGAUUUUCUUGCAUAUGAAAUGAAGAAUGAUUUGGCAAUGGCAUACGUGAAAGUCGGUAAACUCCGACAGUCUCUUCCUGUCACGAAGGAAAUAUACGAUUUUUUGAAAACCAUACAAAUGUUCAGCUUAACUUGCGAUGCCGCCUAUCAAGUUUCAUCUCGCUACGCUAGACUCGGACAAAUGAAAGAAGGUAAGAAAUGGUUUGAUGUGGCACUGAAAGAGUUGGCAGAACCUAUAAGAGGAAAAUACAAUAAAGAAGAAAUCCAUUGGAGGAAAGAGGCGUUGUAUUUGGCGAAAAAGCUAACACCGAAAAUGAUCGUGGGCGCAAGGAAUAAAGGACUUGUAUCAUGA